AUGGUGGUAUCCAAGUCGGACGCAAUUAUCAUUGUUGGUGGAGGUGCCUUCGGCCUCUCGUCAGCCCUCCAUCUGUCACGAAAAGGAUAUACCAAUAUCUCCAUAUUCGAGAAAGACGACAGCGUCCCACCACGCUCUUCAGCAGCCAACGAUUUGAACAAGAUUGUGCGAGCCGAAUAUGAGGAUCCGUUUUACACAGACUUAACAAUUAAAGCAAUAGAUGCUUGGAAAACUCCAUUGUUUGCCCCUCACUUCCACCAAACUGGCUUCUUGCAUUGCGUUUCCGGCGCCGCCCCUGAGAAGGCCGUCGACACAUUGAACAGAUUCCGCGCCUCAGCUGAGAAAGAACCCAAGAUCCAGCCUCACGUCAUUCCCCUCAAAAAUGUAGACGAUGUCCGCUUGGCCUGUUGGCAGCUUGAUGGAGAGCUGCCAGGAUGGCACGGCUACUUGAACCGCUUCGACGGAUACGCUCACUCCGGCAAUGCGCUAGCAGCAGUCUACCGCGAAACCCAGGCAUCAGGAGUCCGUUUCUUCCUCGGAGAACAAGGCGCCGUCGAUGAAAUUGUGUAUGUGAGUACGCUAAAUGGCCGAAAGUGUGCCGGUAUCAGAACCAAGAACGGACGCUUUCACCCCUCAUCACUGGUGAUCGUUGCAGCCGGAGCUGGAGCCGGUCGCCUAGUUCCUGAAAUCGGAAAGGAAGUCGUGGCUAAGUCCUGGUCUGUCGCUCAUGUCCAUCUCACGGAUGAAGAGACCUCUGCUCUUCGCGGUAUCCCUGUGACCUAUGCGCGUGAUCUGGGAUUUUUCUUCGAACCUGAUCCGAAGACGAACCUGCUUAAACUUUGUCCGAUGGGUGGUGGGUACAUAAACACCGAUCCCAAGACUGGGGUCUCUCAUGCGCCUGAAAAUUUGGGUGAUAGUGCUUUCUUGCCCGAGGAAGAUGAGCAGCAGCUUAGGAAAUUGUUGCGUCAAACUCUCCCUUCGCUUGCCGAUCGGCCUUUUGUUAGGAAGUCUCUGUGUUGGUUUGCUGAUACCAAUGACUCGGACUUUAUUGUGGAUUAUAUUCCCGAGACAUCCUCGUCUAUUAUUCUUUUAUCUGGUGACUCCGGACAUGGCUUCAAGAUGUUCCCUAUUGUGGGAUCUUGGGUCACUGAUCUGCUGUCUGCUACUGAUGCUAAGCAAUCUGUGGCGCGCUGGCGGUGGAAACAGCCUUCUCCCAAUGCCGGAAAAGCCGAUUGGGGUGGUGAUGUUAGUUGGCGCCUUGGACAGUCUAAGGAGUUUCAUUCGAUUCUCCCUCCGAAGUCUUCUAAGCUGUAA
Penicillium longicatenatum is the source of this 1314-nucleotide messenger RNA. Its product is annotated as NAD(P)/FAD-dependent oxidoreductase. Lineage: Eukaryota; Fungi; Ascomycota; Eurotiomycetes; Eurotiales; Aspergillaceae. The transcript has 2 exons. The record is from RefSeq and is a predicted model, not a curated record. The coding region runs from base 1 to 1314 and encodes 437 amino acids. Gene Ontology annotation, molecular function: sarcosine oxidase activity; saccharopine oxidase activity; flavin adenine dinucleotide binding.